CAUGACCACCAAAAACAAAAAAAAAUAAUAAACCUAAUCGGUUUCCCGGCAUUUCUUUCCCGCGCAAGUACUGAGAGCAAAAAUCUUAAUCUUCUUCUUUAAGCUUAAACUUAAAUAAUAAAUCGAUCCCAAUUUUAAUCUUCUCUGAGAGAGAAGAAAGAAGAGAAAAUGGCAGGAACAGCAACAGGUUGUUACAAAUGUGGAAGACCAGGUCACUGGUCACGCGACUGUCCUUUCUCCGCCCCCAAUCCAAACCCUAAUUCCUCCAAAACCACCGAUGAUCUUCCUCCACCUCCUCCUUCCUCUUCCUUCAAACCUUCUGUUCCUAGAUCCGCCGUCGAAAAGCCCAAAAAGCUCCCACGCACCCGUCCAAAACUCACUCCCGAGCUUCUUCUUUCCGAUGACGGUCUUGGUUACGUUCUUCGCUAUUUCCCUCGCAACUUCAAAUACCACGGUCGUGGCCACGAGGUUCGUGAUUUGGGUAACUUGCUUGACUUGUACUCUGAAUGGCACUCUCGUUUGCUACCUUAUUAUUCCUUCAAUCAAUUUGUUCACAAAGUUGAGAAAGUUGCUGCUACUAGGCGUGUAAAGACUAGCCUUAGAGAAUUGAGAGAAAGAGUUGCAAAUGGUGGGGAUCCAUCAAAAUUGCGUGAACCACCAGUUGUGCAUGACAUCCCAGAUGGUGAACAAGAAAAUGGAGAAGCAAGUCAUCAAGUGAAUGAGGUGUUUGCAGAACCUGGAAAUGUUAAUGACAUUCAAGAAGACAUGUUGAAUGAUAUAUUUGACAAAGCUACCGAAGAACCUUCUCAGCCCAUGCAAAAUGUCAUUAGUGCGAGUACCGAUCCCAAAAGUAGUGCAGUUGAAAAGACAUCAAAUGAAGUCCCAAAUAGUGGAGCCAGUCUGUCCAGCAAUGCUGGGAUAACAGCAGAGCAGAGAGCCCGUAUGGAAGCAAAUAGGUUGAAGGCACUAGAAAGGCGCGCAGCUCGAGCCAGCAUAUCACAGUCUUCCUAGCUUUGAUAUUUAUUGUAAAUGAAAGUAUUGUCCCUAUCAGUCUCUCACUACUGGUUGGGUUUACUUUAAAUCCCGUGAUUCAAUAGUUUUAUAUGAUGCAUCGUGAUCUUGAAGAUCGGCAUGUCACAGUAAGUGGGUUGAUAGUUGAUUAGCUUUAUUGUUGAGUUUAAAAAGGGCCUACUCGGUCACUUGUUGAAGCACUAUUAUCGCUCUAUUUAGACGGCAUGUGCUAAUGAAAGUCUCAACCAAGUUGAAUGAAAUUUUAAUAUUUCAAGUUU
This is a messenger RNA of Trifolium pratense (red clover), 1289 nucleotides long. Its product is annotated as TIMELESS-interacting protein. Gene Ontology annotation, molecular function: DNA binding; zinc ion binding. Gene Ontology annotation, biological process: DNA replication checkpoint signaling; replication fork arrest; replication fork processing. Lineage: Eukaryota; Viridiplantae; Streptophyta; Magnoliopsida; Fabales; Fabaceae. Bases 169 to 1011 code for a protein of 280 amino acids. The transcript has 5 exons. The record is from RefSeq and is a predicted model, not a curated record. Gene Ontology annotation, cellular component: nucleus; replication fork protection complex.